AUGUAUCAAAUCAAUCUUACAUUCACAUACAUUUUACAAUACCCACCAGAUUCACUCAUAUCAGAUUAUCGUUUAGCUUUGGCCAGCGAUCAUCUUAGACAGAUCGAACGGCAACAAAUAUCUCCACCCAGUUACAUACUUCAAUCAGAUUAUAUCGAAAAACUUCCUCAUAUUAAUUGGCCUAAACGUGAUCUACGCGCAUCGCUUAAAACCAAACGACGUAUGCUUUGUUUUUUUAAUACUGUCACUUGUUUUGGUUAA
Adineta ricciae is the source of this 261-nucleotide messenger RNA. The record is from the annotation of a GenBank genome assembly. NCBI's taxonomy places the organism in Eukaryota, Metazoa, Rotifera, Eurotatoria, Adinetida, Adinetidae.